Molecule: messenger RNA, 1477 nt
Organism: Striga asiatica
Lineage: Eukaryota; Viridiplantae; Streptophyta; Magnoliopsida; Lamiales; Orobanchaceae
Source: the annotation of a GenBank genome assembly
UUUUUUUUCGAUUUUUUGAUAUGAUUUCAAAUUUAUUUAUUUUUAAUUCAAAGUCUUUUCUUUCUUUGAUGUUGAGCAGGGCGAGUUUGAAGAGAGAUAGAGGUUUGUUUAUGUGAUGUUGGUGGUGGGCGGAUGUUUGGAGGAGGAGGGUAAAAUUUUGCUUUUAUUUUUCUUUAAUUAAGGGCGAAAGAAAUAUUUAGGGUGCGGUACCUAGUAAAAAGGUACGGUAUUUAGCAAUUCAGUAUAAAAAUCUUGGAAAAAAGGCCACGAAUUGCCAUAUAACUUGCGGUUCUGCUUUGCCAUAAACCAAUUGCCAUUGGAGGUUUCAACUUGAAGUUCGCGUGGUUGAAAAUUGAUAUCCAAAUGAAUAUAAAAUGUCCACAGAGUUCCCCACAAAGCACUUCUCUCUUGAAGAGUUGAACUGAAGUAGUACAUUACAUCAACCGAAAGCUCACAAUUAUAUUUGAGAGAAGACUCGUCAACGAUCAGACGAGAAGAUGGACCAAAAUCAAGAACUUGCACUUGCCCAUAUGAGGGAAUUGGUUCAAAAGCUUGGUUAUUCCUCUGAGGGAUAUGGAGAUCCAACCCUGAUGAGAUUCUUGAUUGCAAGAUCAUUGAAUACAGAAAAGGCUGCAAAUAUGUUUGUGCAGUGGCAAAAAUGGAGGGCUUCCUUUGUGCCUCUUGGCUGCAUUCCUGAUUCAGAGGUUGAAGAUGAAUUAAGUGGAGAAAAGAUAUAUUUGCAGGGCCUAUCAACAAAAGGAACUUCAGUUGUUAUAAUCAAAGCUUGGAAGCACUAUCCAUCCAAAGAUCAACCUCAAUUCAAAAAGUUCGUCGUCCAUAUACUGGACAAAGCCAUUGCAAGUUCUAUUCAAGGUGAAGAAAUAGGAAAUGAGAAGUUGACAGCAAUUAUUGAUCUGGAAAAGCUCUCGUACAAAAAUGUUGAUGCUCGGGGUUUGAUAACCGGUUUUCAGUUCUUGCAAGCAUAUUAUCCCGAAUGUUUAGCCAAGUUGUACAUCCUAAACAUGCCUGGAUUUUUCGUGCGUGUUUGGAGAUUUGUUUCCCGCUUUCUUGAAAAAGCUACUCAAGAAAAGGUAGUUAUAGUGACGAGUGAAGAUGAAAAACGAGAAUUUGUUAAGGAUAUUGGUGAAGAAGCCUUACCAGAAGAGUACGGUGGCCAAGCCAAACUUGUCCUCAUUCAAGAUGCCCAACUAAAACCAUUGAAUGGCUAAGUUUUUUUUCUUCUACCUUUAUUCAUAUAUAUUUGUACAAUCGUUAUAGCGAUGGUUCUAAUCUAUUAUGAAACUGGUUGAAUGUGUAUUCUAAUAUGUAUGGAUUGGUAGGAAAUAUUGAUUUCCUGAAAAAUUUAGUCUAACAUACUAUUAUAACAUUAUAUUAGCUUAGCUGUUCAAUUAACUUUAUGGUAAUUAUUAAUGGUCUAUUUGAGUAGUAUAUAUAGACUCUAUAUGUUAUUCUGGCC